Messenger RNA from Eucalyptus grandis, 1415 nucleotides. Its product is annotated as probable 2-oxoglutarate-dependent dioxygenase AOP1. Gene Ontology annotation, molecular function: dioxygenase activity. The transcript has 3 exons. Bases 267 to 1217 code for a protein of 316 amino acids. NCBI's taxonomy places the organism in Eukaryota, Viridiplantae, Streptophyta, Magnoliopsida, Myrtales, Myrtaceae. The record is from RefSeq and is a predicted model, not a curated record.
ACGCAAUUUCAAUAAACAUCAAGCAACAUGACAAGCUCUUGCCAACAGACAAUGCUGUCAUCGGAAUGCAGACAUUUAAUGACAUUCGCAACAUGCCAAGUCGUGCAUUAAUUUACAAGCGCUUUUCGAGGAAGCUUCAUGCUUGUUCUUCGCAUUUUUGCACUCUAAGUCAUGGCAAGGCCCUUUAAAUCCGGCAGAAACUAAGAGACUGAGGGAAACGAUCACCGGAGAAUCGAAGUCUCGCAAGAAAAAACGAAGGCUUCAGCAUGGGUUCGGGUCCGGCGCUGGAGCUUCCGUCCAUAGAUUUUUCCGGAUUGGGCGAUUCGGAGCCUGGAAGCGGCGGUUGGGAUUCCGUCCAAGAUGCCGUCCGGCGAGCGCUUGAAGAGUAUGGCUGCUUCUUGGCUCUGUACGACAAGGUCACCGUGGAGCUUCACGACGAGGUCUUCCAUCAGAUGGAGGAGAUGUUCGGUCUUCCGGCCGAGACUAAGCGCCAGUUCGUCGAUCCGACCAGGCCGUACGAUGGCUACCUUGCUAACCUCCCUCUUAACCCUCUUCAUGAGGCCAUGGGGAUGCGCGACGCCCUGAACUCGGGCGCGAUCGAACGCUUGGCCGGGCUCCUGUGGCCAGAGGGGAACGCCAAAUUCUGCGAACUGCUGAACACGUACCUGAGGAGGCUGUCCGAGUUAGACUACACGAUUCAGAAGAUGGUGUUCCGAAGCUUCGGCGUUGAGCGCUAUCUCGACUCGCACACCGCGUCGACGCUACAUGCCCUUCGCCUCCUCAGGUACGGAGCGCCAGAGACGGAGGAGGCUCGGCCCGGAGGCAUAACUCAUUACGACACGACCUUCGUGACCAUGCUGCAGCAGAAUCACGUGAACGGGUUGGAAGUGGAGACGAAGCAUGGAGACUGGAUUAAAGUCAGGCCUUCGGCUUCCUCUACUAUCGUCAUGCUUGGAGAGUCAUUCCAUGGAUGGAGCAACGGAAGAUUAUAUUGUCCUCGACACCGUGUGAUGAUGCGCGGGCACGAAGCCAGGCUCUCCAUCGGGAUCUUCUCCGGCGUUGAAGGAACCGUUCGGUGCCCCGACGAGCUCGUGGACGAGCAACACCCUUUGCUUUUCAAGCCCUUUGACGCUGAGGGCCUCGUCCGCAUCUUCGCCACACCGGAGGGACGGAACGGAGCUUCGGCUCUCAAAACCUUUUAUAGCGUUUCUAAUUGAACGUGAUCUUUCUUCAGAUUAUUAUUCCAAACCCUUUAUAAAGCCUUUAAUUUGAUGUUGGCGAUCGUUGUUUUUCUCCAAUCCCCAAUCCCCAUCCCCCAAAACCGCAACCUUUCUCUACCUAUGUCAUCUGGUAAUAAAAUUAAUAAUCACAAGAUUUAGCGGAUGACCUAUCUAUGUACAUCCAUGGUUAAAAUU